Lachnellula hyalina is the source of this 2106-nucleotide messenger RNA. RefSeq names its product AFG1-like ATPase (gene Afg1l). The coding region runs from base 1 to 2106 and encodes 701 amino acids. Gene Ontology annotation, cellular component: mitochondrion; cytoplasm. Gene Ontology annotation, molecular function: ATP binding; ATP hydrolysis activity. The transcript has a single exon. Lineage: Eukaryota; Fungi; Ascomycota; Leotiomycetes; Helotiales; Lachnaceae. The record is from RefSeq and is a predicted model, not a curated record.
AUGUCGGCGAAAAUAGCAUCCCCAACCACUGCCCUCGCCAUCACCAAUCCCUUGGUCUUAUAUCGUAGUCUCCUUCAAAAAAAGAUCAUAGAUCCAGAUGCCUCUCAGUAUCGACUUGCGCUGCAACUUCAGAAUCUCUACUAUUCUCUGAAAGACUAUACUCCCAAUACUGAAUAUGGAAAUCGUCUGAAAGCCCUUAGUCGAGUUGUCGACAAAUUUCCAACAGGGGACAAUGACCGAUCCGUAGCGGUUCCUGGUCAUCCAUUAAGACGAAAUCCAUUAUUUUUGCACCUAUUCUCUCGAAAUGAGCGCCGCGAUACACUCGCUUUGACGCGAGUGCUCACCAAUCAUGAGGAGGCUGUGAACAUCGACUCCCCGAGGGGUCUGCUACUUCACGGAGAAGUGGGUACAGGCAAAAGCAUGCUGGUCGACUUGCUUGCCGAAUGUCUACCGAAUAGCAAGAAAAGGAGGUGGCAUUUCAAUACUUUCAUGUUGGAAACUCUAGCGCGUCUAGAGCAACGUCGUUUGGAAAGUGCAAAUUUGGACUCGGAGCAUUCUCUAUUAUGGUUGGCGAAAGACAUGAUAGAAAAGUCUCCAAUUCUCUUUUUGGAUGAGUUUCAGUUGCCGGAUCGAGCUGCAAGUAAGAUUAUAAGCAAUCUCUUUACCGCAUUCUUCCAGCUGGGUGGUGUUCUUAUUGCAUCAUCGAAUCGAAUGCCCGAUGAGCUCUCUAAAGCUAGCGGUAUGGAUUUCACAGCGCAGACCAAAGGAGGGCUUGUGAGCAAUAUAUUGGGCUUGAGUGGUGGAAGACAGCCAAGCAUGUUUCCAGCAAAUAACGAGUACGCUGCGUUUGUGGAGGUUUUAAAAGCUAGAUGCGAUAUUUGGGACAUGAGAGCAGAAAAGGAUUGGCGACGGAGAGAAGUAGAAGAUGCUGAAACUUCAGAUAUCACCGAGGCGAUGCGGGAGGAGUUUAUUGAAGAUGUUUCUGGAAAGAGAGGGGCUUCACCUGGAAUCUUUGAUCUUCAAAGAGACUCGUCGAAAAACGAGUCAACGGCGGAAAAGGCCACAAAGCCCAUGGAAUAUAUUCUGCUCUCAGACACUAAAGAAACGUGGGACGAAACAGUAAGAUCAGCAUUGCCGUUGGAUAUGCAAGAUACGAUUCCUGAAUGGCAGUCUACAACCAUCUUAGUCUAUGGUCGAAAGGUGCCAGUACCACAUCACUGUGCGGGAGUUACAUACUGGACAUUCGCAGAACUCUGUGCCAGUACCUUAGGACCAGCAGACUACAUCACCUUGGCGUCAACAUUUCACACCUUGAUUCUGGACAAAGUGCCAGUUCUUCAUCUCUCACAAAAGAACGAAGCAAGGCGAAUGAUCACACUUUUAGACGCUCUGUACGAAGCACGCUGCAAGCUUAUUAUCCACGCAGAAGCGGGACCCGAUGAUCUAUUCUUCCCCGAAACCACCGCAGUGCAAGAUGGAAAGAGCCAGCAAGAUGAGAAUGACGGCGGUGAUGCCGUCUACCCCGAAACACUGUCUGAAGUCUACCAAGACCAAACCUCCCCCUUCAGGCCAAAUAUCUCAGCGUACACCGAAGAACCUAAAGCAGGCUACGACCCGGAUGAAGACUCGGAUUUUGGCCCUCUGCCUGGUAAAGGGAAUGAGAUUGGACGACAAAUUGACUUUGGAAUGACUAGUUCUUUCACUGGAGAAGAUGAACGGUUUGCGUAUAAACGGGCAAGAUCACGGCUGUGGGAAAUGUGCGGUGCGAGAUGGCACGCGAGGUCUGAGCCGAACUGGUGGAAUCCUUUGCCACUGGAAGUGAGAAGAUGGGAACGUUCUUCUCAAGCAGAUGUGACUAUCCCUGAGGUAUUGUCUGUAGGCAGUGAUGUGAAGAUCGGGGAUUCGAUUGAACUUGAUAAGCCCGCGGGAUUGCAGGGAAAGGAAUUAGAGGAGAUGGCAAGCAGACCGAAUGGACCUUUUCGUGAAAAGCGGGAUCCACCAACCAAGAUUGGAUGGACUCAUGCUUGGGGAAUGAUGAAAUGGGGAAAGAAGGCUGGGCCUUGGGGUCAAGGACCGGAAGGGUUAGACUCUAGAACAAAGAAGUGA